Molecule: messenger RNA, 3715 nt
Organism: Zootermopsis nevadensis
Lineage: Eukaryota; Metazoa; Arthropoda; Insecta; Blattodea; Termopsidae
Source: RefSeq, a predicted model, not a curated record
AGAAACGGCUUCACCUGUCUGAUCAGUAGCCUGGUUCAGAUAGUAAACUUUUGUGGACGUUGUAAGCAGACUAUCUAGAGAAUACUGAAUCAAGGUCGAGUGUGUUUUGAAGUAUGGCGUCAUGAAUUGAUUGUGUGGAAUGAGGAAAUAUGUGGAAGCUCGCAUGAAUUAUCUAAUUUAACACAUAUAUUUUUCUUUUUGUUUUUUUCUACGAUAAUGCAAAUGUUACACAAGCCAUGCGUUUGUCGUAUAAAUGGAUAAGCAAGGACCUAAGAAGUUUUUUCUUUGUUUACACUCAUGUUUAACAAGCAGAGGUUAAUUUAAACUUGCUUAUAGUGGUAACUAAGUAGGUGUGAAAGAACUUAAGGUCCAGAGACAAGUCAUGCCUGCCGCAUGAGCACAGCAAGAAUUAUACUAGUAAUUAUAAUAGCAGUUCUCAUCUAUAACGAAUAUAUAGUUUAUUCCCUUAAAAAGUGGUUUUCAUGGCCAGACAUUCACUGUGAUACUUCAUCAAAAUGCAUAAAAAUUCUGCUGGUUGCUGAUCCUCAGAUUCUUGGAGAGCAGUAUGAAACUAAUUUCCCAAGAGGCGCACUAACACGGUGGGAUAGUGACAGGUACCUAUACAAGACUUUUCAAAAGGCUUUUUACCAUGUGAAUCCACAUGUUGUUGUGUUCCUUGGAGACAUUUUGGAUGAAGGAAGUAUUGCCACAAAUGAAGAAUACGGAAGAUACAUGAAAAGGUUUUAUGAUGUGUUUAAUGUUGACCCUAGUGUUAAGUUUGUUUUCCUGCCAGGUGAUAAUGAUAUUGGAGGAGAAACUGAACCAUUAACAAUUGGAAAAAUGGAAAGAUUUCAAAGAACAUUCAGGCAGUCAGGUAUUAUACAGUUAGGACAUACUGAUAUGUUUAAGGUUAAUAGGUUAGCAUAUACAAUUCCAAAACUAGAAAUAAAUGCAAGGCAUUUACAAGGGAACAGAACACGUAUAGUAUUUAGUCAUCUGCCGCUCCUCCUUCGGCCAUCAUCAUUUGUACAACAGGUUGUGACCCAGAUCCAUCCUCAUGCAAUAUUUACUGCACAUGACCACAAGUCCCUACACAUAUCUGCUAAUGCAGAGACUGGAGAAGAAAGAUUUGUAGAAGUGUUUCCACCUAGCACUGGCCCAGUAUGGAAUUUCCAGUUGAAUGUUGGGCUAGUACAUGAAUUAAUGGUGCCUACUUGUUCAUAUCGUAUGGGGGCUGUUGACAUGGGUUUUGGAGUAGCUGCUUUUGAGCUAGCAAAUUAUGAACGAAAUGUAAAUGGUAAUAUUUAUAAAUAUAAUGCAUACCGCAAUGCAGCUGUUGUAUUAGCUGCUCAUCCCACACGUAUUCAGUCUGGAGAAGAGGCUCGAAAGCUAAAUGGUGUUGGAGAAAAAAUUUCCAAAAAAAUUGAUGAAUUUCUUCAAACAGGCAAAUUACAGAAGCUGGAAAAGAUUCGAGAAGAUGACAGCAGCACAGCCAUUAAUCUGCUAACACGUGUGUCAGGGAUUGGGCCAGCUAAAGCCAAACAACUUGUGGACAUUGGUGUUAAAACCAUUGAAGAUCUCCACAAACAUGAAGAUAAGCUAAAUCAUCAUCAGCUCAUAGGUCUUAAAUAUUUUGAAGAUUUUGAGAAGAAAAUUCCAAGGCUUGAAAUUGAACAAAUAGAAGAAAUUAUAAAGAAGGAGAUAAACAAUUUUGAUCCUCAAUAUUUGGUUACUAUUUGUGGUAGUUACAGGCGUGGAAAAUUGGAAAGUGGAGAUAUAGACGUACUUUUAACACAUCCUUCAUACACGUCCACAGAUGGAAGUAAAAAAAGAUCUCAACUUCUGAAGCAAGUAGUCAGUUUAUUGGAAUCAAAGAAUAUUAUUAUUGAUACUAUUUCCUUGGGAGAUGUCAAGUUCAUGGGAGUAUGUAGUCUUCAAAAAAGGAAAAGAGAUGUACAGUAUUUCCCUGCACGCCGUUUGGACAUUCGACUUACCCCACAUGACCAGUACUAUUGCAGUGUUCUUUAUUUCACUGGUUCUGAUCUUUUUAAUAAAAAUAUGAGAGCCCAUGCUCUUGAAAAUGGCUUCACCCUGAAUGAGUACACAUUACGCCCCAUGGGCUCCACAGGUAUUCCAGGAGAACCUGUAGUUGUAACAAAAGAGGAAGAUAUCUUCGAUUAUAUUGGAUAUGCAUACAAGAAGCCUAGUGAAAGAAAUUAGUAUGAAUUGUCUUCAUAUAAACUUGUAUUUCAUAACUUCAUUUAGAUAAAAAAUUUGCUACCAGUACACACCAAGACUACACUGUUCACAAGACGGCAUUAUUAAUUUGUAGAUAUUUAAUUCCAUAAGAUAUUUUCUUUAUAAUGUAUAUAAUAAAGUUUAUAAAAAGUAAUUCACCACAGUGUUUGUGAAGUGUUGAUUAUGAUGAAAAGUACAUGGAAGACUCGGUACAUUCAAAAUUCCUUGGUUUACAAAUUUAUAACCACUUAAACUGGAAGAAUCAUAUGGUUAUAAUGUAAUUGAGGCCUUCAGCACAAUUAACUGUUAAAACACUUUAUUUUGGAGACAUGUUUGGGUAGUAAAAUACUAUCUUCAGACCAGUCUCAUAUAGUGUGCCAACUAAGGGUUGAGAUUGAAUUAAAAUAAAAAAAUUAACACGAGUAAAAUUGACUGAAGUGGGAUUAUUGAUACAGUGAAUAUGUCCAUUUUUUACAUUAAGCUUUUUAUAAAUGAAUAUUGUAAACUAUGUGAUAUACUCACUGCAUAGGCUGAGUGAGUUGAAUCAAUUUUACAUUCAAUUAGAUUGCUUGAGGGUGGGUGCCAGACGAAAGUGAAGUUGGUCUGGUAUAAACUGACAUUUCAGAGGUGUUUGCUACCUGCAUCACCAUGGUGGUGGACACCAUAAGCAACAAGUGUAACUGAUUCAGAAUGCCCAUCCACAGCAACAAGUGAUGACAAACAAGAACAAGCCAGAGCCAUGAUUCUCAUGGACUGAAGCAUAACAGUAAAGGGCAUUGCAUCAAAACUAGGCAUCAGUGAAGGUUCGGCUAAUUAAAUGGUACGUAAUAUUUGUGGACUCCACAAAGUUUGUGCAUGGUGGGUUCAAGAGAAAUUGACAAAAGAGCAGAUACAGUCAUGUGGACAUGAGCUAUCGUCUGCUGGAUCAGUACGACAGUGAAGGCAACAAGUGUUUUGAAUUGCGUUUUCACUGGCAGUGAGACUUGGAUACAUCAUUAUUGUCCACAAGCAAACAUCAGAAUAUGCAGUGGAAACACUCAUCAUCUCCUGCUGCCAAAAUGUCAAGACUGAACCAUCAGCCUGGAAGUUAAUGCUGAUGGUGUUCUAGGAUUCUCAAAGUUCUGUCCUUGAACAUUACCAGGAACAUGGAAUCAUAGUAACAAGUGCAAGUUAUUCCAACAUGUUAAAAAUUAACUGAGACCAACCAUAAGGUUAUCAAUAGGUGUUCUCUUCUGGCACAACAAUGCUCAACUUCAUGAGUUUCAGAAAGCAAGGCAUGUCAGUGGAUGAUAAGAAAAUAAAGUGACAAUAUAAGCUGUAAAUAACCAUAAUGCCAGUUAAAAAUUUAUAUCAUUAUGUAUGUUAUUUCUUACAAUGUAAUGAGACUGGGAACCUGUAGUGACAUUCUGAUUAUGUGUUAUUAGAACUGACAUGCAUGAUUUAUGUUAACUAUUUUCAAUAAAGAUAGAACUACAAA